This is a messenger RNA of Salvia hispanica, 723 nucleotides long. NCBI's taxonomy places the organism in Eukaryota, Viridiplantae, Streptophyta, Magnoliopsida, Lamiales, Lamiaceae. The record is from RefSeq and is a predicted model, not a curated record.
AUGUCUGAAGUUCAAGUUUGGCGUGGCAUUUACUACAAUGACCUCAGAAAGCCUGAAGCUAAUGGGUUAUUAGAUCCUCAUAUGAAAUGCUCCAUAGUGCUCCUUGAAGAAAAUGAACGGCGAGAUUUCCUUAAGAAGAUGAGAGGUCCUAAACUUGAGCACUUGAAGAAGAUUGAGAUACUGGAAACAAUAGUCAAAAGGUGUAAUAGCCUGGGAGGAACUAGGCGCUCUGUUGUGUGCUCCAGAUGUGGAUAUAUUAACGGUAUGGUUAAAAAGAAACAAAUGACAAUCAUACACGAUCGUGCUAGAGUUGCUGACAGUGCUGAUUGUAGCUUGGAGGAAUGCCGAUUAGCUCUUUCCCACACAAAGGCAAAUAUGACCUUGCCUUUAAAUCUUGAUCCUAAAAGGGUCUAUGAGUUACUGACAAAUAUGCGUGAUGAGGAUUGUGAGUUGCUUUAUCUAAAUGAUAGACCUGAAAAUCUUAUGUUCACCAGUAUUCUUGUGCCACCAACUUCCAUACGACCUUCAGUUUUUGUGGAUGGUGGAACACAGAGGAAUGAAACUGACAUCACAGAGAGACUAAAAUCUAUUAUUAAAGCCAAUGCUAGUCUUCGCUCAGAAAUGGCAGAAACAGACUCUCAAAGCAGAUGCAUGGUAUAAUGCUGUUUAUGAUUUGGUCCCUUUUUUGUAACCUCUCUUCCAAGGAGUUGCUCACUUUUGUUA